AUGUCGUCCCCCAAGGCAAUUGUGUCCUCAUUCGUGGAGGGCGCUCCGCCCGGAGAGGUAAGCUCCGGAUACAUCAAAGCGCUGACGAUCUCAACCCCGAACCUGGUGGACGAGCUCGGUCCGGCCUUCAAGAAGUACAACGAGGAGCAGUUUACGACCGUCAAGCUCCCGGGCGGCAGCCAGCAGGUCAUUGUCAGCUCGCACAACUCACUGGGCGGCGGCCGAUACUACGACGUCGAGAGCUCGUGUAGCUUCGCGUUCGACCAUGCCACGCAGAAAGCCAGCGCAACGGAAAGCCACGUGCUGGACGGCGCUCAGGCGGAUCUAACAAAAUCGAUACUCAAGGGGCUCUCGGCGUACGUCAAAGAGCACUUCACGAAUGCGGCCUACGGCGCCUACCCGAUAGAGAACGACUCAAAGAUCGCCAUCAUCAUCGUCGCGAACAAAUACAGCCCCAAUAACUUCUGGAACGGGCGCUGGCGCUCACUCUACAUCUUCGAUCCCUCGUCGAACUCCCUCGAAGGAUCCAUCAAGGUUGACGUGCACUACUACGAGGACGGCAACGUGCGGCUCCUGACCAACAAGCCUCUGACCGCGUCCGUGCCAUCCGCCACUGGCGCGGGCAUCGCCCGGGAGAUCUCCGCGGCCGAGAAGAAAUACCAGGAGGAGCUGAACCGGAGCUUCACGAGCUUGAGCGAGGGCGCGUUCAAGGCGUUGAGGAGGCAGCUGCCUGUAACGAGGCAGAAGAUCGAGUGGGACAAAGUCGCGAGCUACAGGCUGGGCCAGGAUAUUGGCGGCGGCGCGGCGAGGAGAUAGGCAGCUACCACCCUCCUGCGGAGAUCCUCAACUUGCUCAAUCUGCUUCGCUGCGCCAUGGGUUAACCAACCAAAGCGUGGGCAUGUUUUGUGCAAGGAAUUUAUUCUCCAGAUCCGAAGGACCCUGUCCACUUCUACCCGUGGUAGCUGACGUCUGGGGGUUCGAAUGCCUACACUGCACUCAUAUCUGUCCUUGGAUUGCUUGCGCAAGAUUCCGUGCUGGACCUCGCCAUUCAGACUUCGUUGCGAGCCCGAGAUAAGAUGGGGGCCAGUUAUUCUCCGAUAGGCGC
Molecule: messenger RNA, 1105 nt
Organism: Thermothielavioides terrestris NRRL 8126
Lineage: Eukaryota; Fungi; Ascomycota; Sordariomycetes; Sordariales; Chaetomiaceae
Exons: 5
Coding region: 1-816 (271 amino acids)
Biological process (GO): barbed-end actin filament capping; actin cytoskeleton organization
Cellular component (GO): F-actin capping protein complex; actin cortical patch
Molecular function (GO): actin filament binding
Source: RefSeq, a predicted model, not a curated record